GUUUGACCAUCGUUUGACAGUUAAAAAAGAAAAUAGCUGUAAACAAACAAUGAAUGGAAGUUCAGUUAGGAAUUAAAUCGCUAAAAUAUAUCAUGAGACGAUUACCUAUUAGGAAAAUCGCAAUUUUAUUGGGUUUUAGUUUUACACUAAUUUAUUUAUAUUCUUGGAUUAGUAAUGAUAAUGUGAAGAACUUUAUCAAUAGACCUCGAGGUACCGCGAGCACAAAAUUAUUAACGUUAAGACCUCAGAGUACUUUACCUCAGAAGACUGCCAUAAACAGGAUCGUUUUGUCGUUCGUCGUGUGUGACUCGAGAUUCAACGAAUCGCUGAAUGUCGUCAAAUCCGUGUUAUUGUUUACUAAGACUCCCGUGCACUUCGUCAUCUUCACAGACGACAAUCUUAAAUCUAAAUUCAAUGAAACUCUUAGCAACUGGAGAGUAUUGACUGAAUACCAGCUGGAUUUUGAGCUGCACAGCAUUAACUUUCCUGAAGAACAUGUUGAUGAUUGGAUGAACUUAUUCAGCAAAUGUGCUGCGCAACGAUUAUUCAUACCGAAAUUAAUCAGCCACAUAGAUGCCAUGAUCUAUGUAGACACAGAUACCCUGUUCCUGGGUGCCGCUGACGAGCUGUGGCACAAGUUCUCCCUGUUCAACAUCUCCCAAAUAUCUGCCAUGGCGCUGGAGAAUGACAACCCCAAUGUGUCUUGGUAUCCUAGAUUUGCAAAGCAUCCAUUUUAUGGGAAAUAUGGUCUAAACUCGGGUGUGAUGUUAAUGAACCUCACAAGAAUGAGGGACUUUGGUUGGGUGGACUAUGUCACCCCAAUCAUGCUGAAAUGGAAGUUGUAUAUACCAUGGGGUGAUCAGGAUAUAAUAAACGUGAUAUUCCACUACCACCCGCGUGCCGUGCUGGAGCUGUCCUGCCGCUACAACUACCGCACAGACCAGUGCAUGUACGGCGACGCGUGCGACGACGCGACCGCUGACGGCGUGUUCCUUCUGCAUGGCAGCAGGAAAGCCUUCCACUCGCAUAAGCAGCCUGCUUUUGAGGCAGUAUACCGCGCCAUCGACGAGUGGUCAGUCGGCGUGGAUCCCUCCGGCUUGCCGGCCGUCCUCGACCGCUAUUUCACGGAGGCGCCGGCCUCUCUCUGCGGCAACCUCAAGGACGCCUUCCUGAAGGUCCCUACGGCUACAAUAGCUAAGCUGCAUAGGAAACCUGACAGGUAGCCACUUCAUCUUACGAAGUCAAAGAACGAAGGGACCAUGACAAAGAAGUUAUUAUUAACGAGUCUGAGAACUGUGUAGCGGUAACAGGCGGUUUGGACCCUAUAUCAGUGAUGCGCAAUUUCUGAUGGUCAUCGAAAUAUCUGGUUAACGGGCCUAAUAAUUUCGAUCAGCCAACAACCUUUUGUUAGCUUUUGUUCUUAGAAAAAAAAUACGACAGAAACGCUAACUACCUAAUUAACAUUAUACGUGAAUUGAUUUUGUUUUGAAAGUGGUUCUGAUAAAAAAGUUUCACAUAUUUUAAUUGUUUGCUUAAAGUCGUAUUUGUCGCAAAUGUUUGCUAAUGCCCGUGGUUUGUAUUCAGUAGACUCCCUAAUCCUUCGGACCCAAUGUAGAAAAUUCAAAAAAAAUUAACCCUUCGUCUGUGUUUGAUAAGGAUCCUAACAUUAGGCGUUGGACUUUAAAAUAAUAUAUCAAAGUUAAUUGUUUUAUGACAAUUUUUUGACAAACACAGAUGAAGGGUAAGAGAACACACAUUUUCACUGGAGUUACUGCGUUAUUCAUGAACGAUUUAGGUAUAGAGGUACAUUGACUUAUGUAUUUGUGAGAAAGGGACAAAACCCAAUUUGACUUAUUGAGACCCGUAAGUUUUUAUGAAUAAGGCGUUUAGGACAUAACUAACGUCUUCUGACGAUGGAUGCGAUGGACGAGAGGAAGUAAACACAAUUUACCCGCGCAGACCAUUCCUAUCUUUGCCGCUAAUCUUAAUAGCUACCUUCACUACUUUGUCAUCGUGACAUAGUAGCUACCGUACAAACGUUACGAGGCUGCAAGGUGCUGAGUGAGACAGACCGUGCGAGAAAUGCCGGUAGGUAGGUACUUAAAUUCGGAGUUACCAAGCCAAAACCAGAUUAAACUACCAUUUAUUAGAGGGCUCGGUUAACCCAACGGAAGUCAUGCUGAUAGCAUUAAAGAAAUUGACACAUAAUAUUAAAGCCUAGACCUAGUAUAAUAGGACACAUAACAGCGAGUUUUUUUUUCCAAAUCUUAAAUUCAGAAUAAUUUUAAUUGUGGAAAAUUUGUGAUUUAGGUAAGACUUUUCUUAUUCGAAAAGUAAAUGCCACUUUUUGCUCGAGAUGAAACAGCAUAAAAUACAUAGGUCUCUAUUUAAUGUAAAUGUAACUACCUAAUCCAACAUUUCCGAUACUACGUCAGUCGUUUCAAGUGUAGCAAGUGUAGCAACCCAUUGGUGAGGUUAGGGAACAUACCCAAACUACGUGACCAUAUUUGACUUACAAGAUAAUAAUAUUGUCUUCGGUUACCGCGAUAGUUACUCAUGAAAUAAAACUAUGGAAACGGAUUAUGUCAC
This is a messenger RNA of Leguminivora glycinivorella, 2589 nucleotides long. RefSeq names its product glucoside xylosyltransferase 1 (gene shams). The record is from RefSeq and is a predicted model, not a curated record. Gene Ontology annotation, biological process: protein O-linked glycosylation via N-acetylgalactosamine. Gene Ontology annotation, molecular function: UDP-xylosyltransferase activity. The transcript is spliced from 9 exons. The coding region runs from base 54 to 1223 and encodes 389 amino acids. NCBI's taxonomy places the organism in Eukaryota, Metazoa, Arthropoda, Insecta, Lepidoptera, Tortricidae.